AUUUUAUCCACGGCAACUGAAAAGAAAUCUUUAUAUUUGUGGAGAGAAUGCAGGCUUUAACAAUUUUUGGUGUAUUAGCAAGUUUUGUAGUGCUGCAGAUUAAUUUUGGAUAUUCCAAAAACUAUGUUCAGGAAGUGUUUAAGUGGAAAAGAAUUGAAUAUGAAAAUCUCCCACUACCAGACAACACCCUUAUCGGCCCCUAUAAAUACCAUAUCCCGGAAAAUAAUGAUUUAGUGAGCAUCGGCUACCAUCCAGCUAGUGGAUUAAUGUUAGUGAACAUAUUCAGAUGCAGACCUGGUGUUCCAAUUACAGUGGGUGCUUUCUGUGUUAAGAACUACAAAUACGGAUCGAGUCCUAAAAUCUGGGGCUUCCCCAACUAUGAACUAAAUACUUUGCAAGCCUCGGAUUAUGCAGGAGGGAAUGAAGACGAUCUAAGUCAAAGGGAAUUCUACAAUAAGAAUUAUUUCAAAAGGGAAGGAAAUUAUUACGCCAAAGGAGGACACUACUAUACUGACUACUAUGAGUACUAUAACUUCAAGCCAAACUACCUUCGCGCUUCUUUAAGCUCACUUAGUCAACCAGUUGGACACAAAAGAAUUAUCUCUGCUCUUCACACCGUGAUUGAUGAAAAAUGCAGCAGAGUAUUCUUGCUAGAUAAUGGGGUUCUACAGUUCUACCCCAAUACAACGUACAACGUACAGAAGCCUGCCUUAGUCGAAAUCAGCCUUCCAUCGGAUGGUUGUGAAAAUAAAAACUUCCCCAUAACCCGUCGAUCAGAAGUUCCUGAUCGCAUUUCUUCAAAAGGUUCUAAUGGAUUUAUGUACAUGACUAUGGAUUUUCAAACAGAGGGAUCGUGCGAUGAUCUCUUCCUCUACAUAACGAAUCCCUUCAACAGCUACCUCGUUGUCUAUGACUACAGAAAGGAUAAAUUCUGGGCAUUUGAUCAUGAAACAUUCAAGCCAGUAAUUUCUGAAUCUCACUUUGUAUUUGAUAAUUUACACUUGGAUAUGCCAUUAGGUGUGAUGUCUAUGGCCCUCGGUUAUCCGGAUGAGGAUGGCGAUAGAACUGCGUACUAUUUGCCAUUUGCAAGUACAGCUCAAUAUGCUGUCUCAACAAAGAUCCUAAAGAACAGCAAAUUAUCUCCAAAUAAAUUUAAUCAGGAUAGUUUCAAAAUUAUGGGAUACCGAGGAUGUGGCCAUGAAGUGGAUAAAAUGGCCAUAGACUACACGUACGGGGUUAUCUUCUUUGUAGAGAUUCGCUCUAAAGAAGUUCGAUGCUGGAACAUCAACAAACCCCUCAAUCCCGACAACAUUGGAGUAGUUUAUAAAUCAGACAAAACAUUCUUCUACUCUCAAAUGUUUAUCGAUUCAAGAGGCUACCUGUGGUUCCACAGUAGUCACGUUCCCAUUGAAUUCCUAACUCUUCAGCCACUUAAUCUUCAAGAAGUUAAUUCGCGAUCAUUCCGUGUUAAAGUAUCCGAUGCAAUUAAGGGGACAGUUUGCGAUGAUUCAGAUCAGUCAAGAAUGUUUGAUUGGUUUGAUUUUUACAAAAAGUAAUUUAAUAUUUUUAUAUUUUAACUGAUUUCUUGUUUAAGAAGAGUUCAUUUAUUUAACAACAUAAUUUAUGCAUUUAAAAAUUAUUUAAUUGUAUUUAUUUUAUGUUAAUGAAAAAUCAAUAAAAUGUCUGUGUAGAA
Molecule: messenger RNA, 1693 nt
Organism: Lutzomyia longipalpis
Lineage: Eukaryota; Metazoa; Arthropoda; Insecta; Diptera; Psychodidae
Product: L-dopachrome tautomerase yellow-f2-like
Exons: 2
Coding region: 48-1556 (502 amino acids)
Cellular component (GO): extracellular region
Source: RefSeq, a predicted model, not a curated record